UUUUCGCUCUCUAUAAAUUAGCCAUUUCUCAAUCUAUUUUUUUAUCACACUCACAAACCUCCAAAUUCUUGAACAAAAUAACAUUCGAAAGAAAUGAGUGGAAAAGGCAGCAGCAACGGUGCAGGAAAGAGUGGUGGAGAUGGAGGAAAGAGCGGUGGAGGUAGUGGAAACGUUGGAAGAGGAGGAGGAGGUAACAUGGUAGCACCAGGCACUAAGGGAGGUGCAUACAUCUCAAGAGGUGGAUUUGAAAGUAAUCCUCAAGGUUACUUUAGUAAUCUGCAUGGUAGUGGACAGAGCAAGAAGUGACUGAUGACUUCCGAUUACAAUCAUGAGCCAUCUUCUUUUCAUCUAAUUCUCUAGUUCCUUAAAUAAA
Camelina sativa (false flax) is the source of this 373-nucleotide messenger RNA. RefSeq lists its product as uncharacterized. Lineage: Eukaryota; Viridiplantae; Streptophyta; Magnoliopsida; Brassicales; Brassicaceae. The record is from RefSeq and is a predicted model, not a curated record.